Messenger RNA from Folsomia candida, 2527 nucleotides. RefSeq lists its product as uncharacterized. Bases 1039 to 2184 code for a protein of 381 amino acids. Lineage: Eukaryota; Metazoa; Arthropoda; Collembola; Entomobryomorpha; Isotomidae. The transcript is spliced from 4 exons. The record is from RefSeq and is a predicted model, not a curated record.
CUUAAAAAGAGGCAGGCCAAAUUUUACGGAUACUUAUAAGCAGCAUGUCAUAACCCUUUUGUGUGUGCUUUCAAGAGUUGAUACAUAAAACUCCAUCCUCCAUCUCCGUCGGCUGCUUCAACAACCGUUCUUCCGAACUCAUGUUGUAUCGUAAAGUUGUUUCAUUUCAUGUCGUGCCACUACAAAUCACGAAAUGUAUUACAUACACCACGCCGCUUUGAUUUCUAUACAGACGAAGGAAUUCGAACAAUCAUUUGUCUCAAGUUUUUAUGAGAGAGGAGGAAAAUCAAUCAGGGAAAUUUCAUUAACUUUAAGUAAUGAAAGAAACCCUUCGUCUUUUGAGGGGUAAAAAUUCUAUGCACUUUUUAUUCUAUUAUUAAAGACUACUGCGUAAAUGUAAGUAAAUGACGUCUCAGGGAGUAAAUUCUAUUAUAAAAUGGGGAACUUGUAGCCAUGAACAAACCAAGGAUUGAAGAAGUGCUUUUUGACAUCCGUUACAUCGCUGCGAAGGAAAUACUUACAAAUCUCAACCAUUUUGUCUUUCAUUUCUUUCAUUCAUGCCAGAAAUGCAUCAUACAUAAACCCGGCCGAAAAGUACAUACGCAGACGAAUACCUGAGAAGGCAAUCACCAGACCACUCAUUCAUUUCUUGGUCUCAGGUAAAUUCCUACUUGACUAGUUGGGUUUUUACUACCAUGUAUGCAACCUGUUCUCGUGCAGUAUAAUAAGAAGGCGAAUUAAAUAAAAUGACUCUCUUGUCAUCAAUCAAUGACAUUGGGCAAAACUCUUACUCGUUUUAUAAAGUUCUAAACUACACGAAGCUUUUAAAUAUGGACUAUAAAAUGCAAACUGCAUUUAUAUUUAUGUAUUUUCACGAAUCCGGUACAAUUCUUACUGGUAGUUAUGGGUUCUUAAUGACUGAAACAGGAAAUUCCAUUUUUACACUUUAAUGCAAUUGUGACACAAUUCACAUCCUCCAGAGUGCAAUAAAAAGGUGUCAUUAAACGAGGAUUUGUUGUCUUUUACGACUUUUUGACCAUGUUCAAGUUCCGUAAUGAUCAAGCUAAACGAAAGCCGAAGCGAAGCUAUCCCUUUUUCAUCAAUUCUGCCCGAUGGAGACUGUCGGAGAGCUAUUUUAAGGAAAAUUAUCACCCAAGUCAGCUCCACGAUUUUAACUGGGAGUAUUGGGAGUCCGUUUGCAGGGCGGAAGGGGACACUCAAGCAGAGACUGUGAUUCAAAUGGAUGAAAAUGAAAAUAUUCAACGAAUGAGGAACCAGGCGAGAACUUUCUCAAUUUCUGGAGAAAAUUGUCCAAUGCGCAGUGAUCCAUGCGGCCGUGGUGAUGCCACUGGUACCGAUUAUGACAACGUAACAAUUCAGUGUCCACAGAAUAAAAGCAAUAAAUUGCAAUACUUGCUGCAAAUUGGUCAACGUGUCGUCAAAUCAAUUUCUAAUAUCUGGACGAGUAAUGGUGUCAUUAAUAAUUCAAAUGACAAGUUGGGAAAUACUAAUGAGCGAUUAUCUCAAGGGUCCAAAUUAAAGAAGAGUAAUUCUAAAGUACCAGAACCCCCAGAAACUGACCAAGACAAGGCGUGCGUGAGGUGUCUGAGGUGGCAAGAGUCGCACAAAACUUCUCUCGAAGAGGAAAGUGAAAACAUGGUCGAAAUGAGUGAAGACGCUUCCUUUCUCGUCUAUCGAGACCGUAGGGGACGACGUGCUAAUGGUUUGAGAAGAGUGGCUUCAAGCGAGUCCGAAGAGUCAACUUCUUCGAACGACAGUCUCAUCGCUGGACCUCCAAUGAUUGAUUUCAAUGAACCCUUGCCUAACAUUCUGGAGCAUGAAGCGAUCCACACCAACCCCAUCAGCAAUGGAGACGCGAGACUUUCUGCGAGAGAUUUGGAUGCGACUUUGGGCAAUACAAGUCGAGAGAAUUUACAAACCGUGGUGAGCCAGUUGGGACUAGAAAUUCCUGUACAAAGCAAGUCAUCCUGCCACACCCCACAGCACCUCCACUCUCCUCAACAAUCGAGCUGUUGUCGCCACGCUGCUCACAACAUUUCCAUCGAAUCUCUGGAUUUGGGAUCCACCGGUGGGGCUGGAUUCUCCUGUGACCGUAAUCCUGCCGGAAACAGAUUUGCGAAACGGCCCCUGUCCACGAGGAAAUCUUGCUCGUCUAUCAAUUAAGCCACUCUCUAUAUAGAUUUAAAGCAUUAUCACCACCCAAAGAAAAAUGAAAGUUUUUGUUUAAAAUUCCUGUGAAAAACUUGCACAACAAUUAAUACUUGCGAAACAAUGAUAUACAUAAUUUUAACACCUCCUCUGCUAUGUAUUAAUUGUUGUGACAUGUUAAUCCAAAUAUGAAGUAAAGUAAAACAUCCAUGUAUUUGUGGCAGAAUGUAGUUUGUGCGGGGAUGGUUUUAUUUCACAGCUAUACAAUAUAAUACGUACGUACAUAUAUAUUUUGAAGGUAUUGGUUUGGUAACUGUAUUGUUGUACGAUACACAUUUUUAGCAUAUAUGUAAGAAUA